Sungouiella intermedia is the source of this 633-nucleotide messenger RNA. NCBI's taxonomy places the organism in Eukaryota, Fungi, Ascomycota, Pichiomycetes, Serinales, Metschnikowiaceae. The record is from the annotation of a GenBank genome assembly.
AUGGAUUUGGAAAACGUUCUAAGGUUACAAGAGGCCGACGUGGCUCGAGAUCAGGAAAUUGAUCGUAUUCUAGCUUCUCAUGCUCGAGACUAUUUUACCAUUCUCCAAAUUAACCCAUUAUUUGACUUUGAAGGUCUAAUUAAGAGAUUAUAUAGAAAGAAAUCUUUACUUAUCCAUCCAGAUAAGGUAAAGCAUCCACAGGCGUCAAAGGCAUUCGAUAGAUUGAAGAGGGCCGAACAUGUGCUUAGUACUGAAGAUGAUGGAGACGAAGACGCCAAAAAACGUGUCAAUGAAAAGGCCGCUUUGGUGGAUAUAUAUAAACAGGUUUCUGUUGGACUCAAGACAUCCAUUGUGGAGGAUUUCAACCAUAAAGACAACGUACUCAUCAGAGAAAAAGUGCAUUUGGUUCUAGAUAAUCAAGAUAAGCAAGAAGAGGUUGAACGUGUUUACAACCAGCGACAGGAAGCUAGCAAAAACGAGGAGUUGAAGAAUGCGGCAAAAGAACGCCAAAUGAGAAAGCAAUGGGAGUCCAAAUGGGAAGAUGAUCGGGAUUCCAGAGUGCAACUGUGGAGAAACUAUGUCAACAAGGUAGAGAAGAAGAAGAAGAAACCAAAGAAGAAGGUACUCGCUUAG